UGGAAGAAAAACUGUUAUUUCCCACAGCCGAGAGCCAAGAAGAUUACCGGCGCGAGGAAGGUGAGAGAGAAGGCAGGAGAGGAAAAAGAAUACGCUACUUCUGACUAGUAGAAGUAGGGGACUUUGCGUCUGAAACAUUAGGGGAAAAGAAUACCGCACUGGCUGCUGAAUCAUAGACUAACAAGUCAGCAUAUGAAUGAAAGCAGAACUAUGAAAGCGCGUGGGCAUCUGAGCUUUACCUUUCAUAGAGAGACCAAUAGGUGACUGAUCGUAUAGGAUUGCAAUAGUCGCACCCAGACUAUUAUAGUUCUUAGGCAGAAAAAGGGGACCGUCCGAAAGUCAUGGAGUAUAGAGUAGAAAUAAAAAUUAGCUAGCGUCAAAAGAUUAAAGAAGACGGCAAAAAAGAAAUUGCUUGGAGCAGCUGGAACCUGUUAAAGAAUGGAUUUUAGCUCUAUUCGCAAGUUCAUCACCAGAUGGUGUGCUGGAGAGGAGAACUGGGUGGACACCAGGACGGUGUACAUCGGAAACAAGGAGCCCCCGCCGGGACCGGAGGCCUACAUUCCCCAGAGGUACCCCGACAACCGCAUCAUCUCCUCCAAGUACACCUUCUGGAAUUUUGUUCCGAAGAAUUUGUUUGAGCAGUUUAGAAGAAUUGCCAAUUUCUACUUCCUCAUCAUAUUUCUUGUCCAGUUGAUAAUUGACACUCCCACCAGUCCCAUCACCAGCGGACUACCUCUCUUCUUUGUCAUCACUGUCACGGCCAUCAAACAGGGCUAUGAGGACUGGCUCAGGCACAAAGCAGACAAUGCUAUUAACCAGUGUCCUGUGCACGAGGUGCAGCAUGGGAAGGUGAUCAGGAAACAGAGUCGUAAGCUGAGGGUGGGUGAUGUGGUGCUGAUCAAGGAAGAUGAGACGUUCCCCUGUGACCUCAUCCUUCUCUCCACCAGUAGGGAGGACGGGACCUGUUUUGUCACUACAGCCAGUCUGGACGGGGAGUCCAGUCACAAGACCUACUAUGCUGUGCAGGACACUAAGGCCUUCAACACAGAGGAGGAUUUCGAUACUCUACAGGCUUCUAUUGAAUGUGAACAACCACAACCAGACCUCUACAAAUUCGUGGGCCGAAUCAAUAUUUAUUCGGACAGAAACGAGCCCAUCGCGAGGCCUUUGGGAUCUGAGAACCUACUUCUCAGAGGGGCGACACUGAAAAACACACAGCACAUAUAUGCUGUUGCCAUCUACACUGGUAUGGAGACCAAGAUGGCGCUCAACUACCAGUCCAAGUCCCAGAAACGCUCUGCAGUGGAGAAGUCAAUGAAUGCGUAUCUGAUAGUGUACCUGUGCAUCCUGAUCAGCAAGGCUCUGAUCAACACAGUGCUGAAGUAUGUGUGGCAGGCUGACCCGGACAAAGACGAGCCCUUCUACAACCAGAAGACUGACACAGAGAGGCAACGCCAUAUAUUGAUCCGGGCGUUCACAGACUUCCUGGCCUUCAUGGUGUUGUUUAAUUACAUCAUCCCCGUGUCCAUGUACGUUACCGUGGAGAUGCAGAAGUUCCUGGGGUCCUACUUCAUCAUGUGGGAUGAUGACAUGUUUGACGAGGAGCUGGGAGAGAGGGCUCAGGUUAACACAUCUGACCUCAAUGAAGAACUGGGACAGGUGGAGUACGUGUUUACAGACAAGACAGGCACCCUGACAGAGAACAACAUGGAGUUUAUAGAGUGCUGUGUGGACGGCUAUGUUUACGUCCCUGAUGCCAUCUGUAAUGGACAGGUCAUGCCAGGGGCAACCAGCAUGGACAUGAUUGACUCCUCACCUGGACCAGGGGGCAAGGAGUCUGAGGAGUUGUUCUUCCGGGCGUUGUGUCUGUGCCACACGGUACAGGUGAAGGAGGAGGAGACAGUGGAUGGCAUCAAGAUGGGUAUCCACCAGAACAAGGCCACCUCCUUCUACAUAUCAUCCUCUCCUGACGAGGUGGCCCUGGUGGAGGGCAUGAAGAGGCUUGGCUUCACCUAUCUGCGGCUGAAGGACAGUCACAUGGAGAUUCUUAAUAGGGAGGAUGAGGUCGAGAGGUUUGAGCUGCUCGAGGUAUUGACCUUUGACUCUGUGAGAAGGAGAAUGAGUGUUAUCGUCAGGUCCACCACAGGGGAGUACUACCUGUUCUGUAAAGGGGCCGACUCCUCCAUCUUCCCCAGGGUAAUCUCUGGCAAGGUGGAGCAGGUCAAAGCCAGAGUGGAGCACAACGCUGUGGAGGGCCUACGGACACUGUGCGUGGCGUACAGGAAGUUGAGCGUGGCUCAGUACGAGGAGACGUGUCACCUGCUGAACAGCGCCAAGCUGGCCCUGCAGGACCGAGACAGGAAGCUGGCCGAGGCCUAUGACCUCAUUGAGAAGGACUUCAUACUGCUGGGGGCCACCGCCGUGGAGGACAGGCUCCAGGACAAGGCAGCAGACACCAUCGAGUCUCUCCAGAAGGCUGGGAUGAAGGUGUGGGUGCUGACCGGAGACAAGAUGGAGACGGCGGCGGCUACUUGUUACGCUAGCAAGCUGUUCCGCCGCUCCACACAGAUACUGGAGCUGACCACCAAACGCACCGAGGAACAGAGUCUACAUGACGUUCUGUUUGACCUGAGUAAAACCGUACUCAGACAGCAUGGUAGCAUGACCAGAGACACCUUCUCAGGUCUGUCUGCAGACUGUGUGGACUACGGUCUGAUCAUCGACGGGGCCACCCUGUCUGCGGUGCUGAAGCCCAGUCAGGAGGACUCCAGUCAGGGGAACUACAAGGAGAUCUUCCUGGAGAUCUGUAGGAACUGCAGCGCUGUGCUCUGCUGCCGCAUGGCGCCCCUCCAGAAAGCACAGAUUGUGAAGCUGAUCAAAUCGUCUCCAGAACACCCCAUCACGCUAGCCAUUGGAGACGGGGCUAAUGAUGUUAGCAUGAUCCUGGAGGCUCACGUGGGCAUCGGCAUCAUGGGUAAAGAGGGUCGCCAGGCAGCGCGGAACAGCGACUACGCCAUCCCGAAGUUCAAACACCUGAAGAAGAUGCUGCUGGUUCACGGACACUACUACUACAUCCGCAUCUCAGAGCUCGUCCAGUACUUCUUCUACAAAAAUGUCGCCUUCAUCUUCCCUCAGUUCCUCUACCAGUUCUUCUGUGGCUUCUCCCAACAGCCGCUGUAUGACACAGCCUAUCUGACACUGUACAAUAUCAGCUUUACCUCUCUACCCAUCCUGCUCUUCAGCCUCAUCGAGCAGCACAUCAACAUGGACAUCCUCAAGAAAGACCCCUCCCUCUACAGGGACAUAGCUAAGAACUCUCUCCUGCGUUGGCCCAUUUUCAUCUACUGGACCUUCCUGGGGGUGUUCGAUGCCGUCGUCUUCUUCUUUGGUUCUUACUUCCUGUUCAACAACAGCACCUUCACCAGCAACGGACAGCUAAUGACAACCAACACACAGAUGAUGUUUGGUAACUGGACAUUUGGGACUCUGGUCUUCACUGUGCUGGUGUUCACAGUCACGUUAAAGCUCGCCCUGGACACACACUACUGGACGUGGAUCAACCACUUUGUCAUCUGGGGCUCGCUGCUUUUCUUCGUCAUCUUCUCUCUGCUAUGGGGAGGCAUCAUUUGGCCCUUCCUGAACUACCAGAGGAUGUACUACGUGUUUAUUCAGAUGUUGUCCAGCGGUCCGGCCUGGCUCGGCAUCAUCCUGCUCAUCGUCAUCAGUUUGCUGCCUGACGUGGUCAAGAAGGUCGUCUGCAGGGCCCUGUGGCCCACCACCACAGAACGCAUUCAGAAUGCAGACAAGCUGUAUAAUGGCCAGCUAUCGGAGUUCACCCCGCUGGCAUCUCUCCACGCUCCCACACGCAGGAGGGCCGACCACCAGAACCCCAUUCCCAGAAGGUCUGAACCCUUCACCAAAAAACUCAUGUUCACCCACUGGAGGGGCGGGCCCGACUACUGCACUUUCACCCCACUCCUCCGAUUCGCCGGCAACUCCCGUCACUCUGGGGCUGGCUACGCCCACAAUGGGGCAGGGCCUGAGACCUCGGUGUAGUCUAGAGUGGAGUUUAGUCUGAUUUAGACUGGAAGUCUUUACCAAGAUUUCAGUGUUGAGCAAUUGACCACUGGAACAAUCUGUCCUCUAGACAAUAGAUACCUAAUCUAGACGCGUACCGUUACCAAUGUCAUUGUGAAAAAGCAAACAAACACCAAAUCCACACAGAAGGACGAUCCACAUGAUCCACAGUCCUAGGGCUGUGUUGUGUUAGCACAAGGAGCUGAGUGAACUGAACAGACUUGGCUCCAGGCAAGCAGUGGCUGUGGAUUGGUGGAAAGGGCCUUGGCUCCACCCAGUAAUGUCUACUGUGGGUCCGACCCCCUCAGACCCAUACUGCAGUGUGUGUGUGUGUGUGUCACUCCCCCGUAUCUGUCUGUCAACUGUCUGUCAGUGAUGAUGUCAUUUAAAGUGUUUGUCAUAAAGGAUGUCACUCCCCCGUAUCUCCCUGCGACUGUCAACUGUCAGUGAUGAUGUCAUUUGAAGUGUCAUAAAGCAGGGAUGUCCAGUAUGAAUGGAAGAUGUUCAGAGGAAUUGCAUGUGCUUUAACUGACCACACUUUCCUGUUUCUCUUUUGUCUUUUCCUCUCUUCCUCUCUCUUUCUGUCCUGCUUUUUAUAGAACAAACUGGUGUUGCCUCUGUGCGUAUCUCUUAUCCAGGAACACGCCAUAAGACACUAGUCUUUUCCAGUUCAGUUGUAAGUGGCGAGGCCGUGAUAGUGGUUUAUCUCUACUGGACUAGAGACAGUUCUGUGUGUGUAGUAUCCCGUGUCAUGGACUGUCCUUGUGUCUACUGUAGAGUGAUGUGAUUAUACCUCCAUUCCUCCUUGUAACCGUCCCAUUUCCUGACAUGGAAGCUGAGGCAUCCUGCCUCACGUAGUGCUGAGGAACUACAGUGGUAAACCAGUAUGCAUGGGAAUCCUUUUCCGCCUUAACAUCUACACAGUGUUUCCUUUGAAAUACACAGUAGUCUGGAACCAAAGGCUCAGAAAAUACUUUUUCAAUGGCUUGCCUUGCUGGUUAUUGCCUUACACUGAGACUGGGUGGGACAGAGGAAGAGAAAUUCUGCCUUACACCAAACCAGGAUUGGUGGACACUAUUAAAUAGGAGAGAGAACCUACUUUGUUUCUGGGCUUUAACAUUGUCCAUGUAGAUAUCUAACAUCUCUCACACUCAGAUCUGAAGCUUUAAAGAGCAGUGGAUCUCUGUUACAGAAAUACAACAUGUAGAAUGUAGACAUUAUGCUUAGCUGCUUUGCUCUGUCCCUUGGCAUAAGUAAUAUAGAACAUACCCAUAGAAGUUUCACACGAUGCGUGAGAGCCUCAUGAAGGUGUUAUAAGAGUGUUCUAAUUCUCUCACAAGAGUCUGUCACUGUGUGCUCUCUCCCUCCCUCAGAUCUUCUCUGAUGCUUUUAUGUUUCAUUUUCUCCUCUUUCUUCAUGUGUUUUUUUACCUCUACCGUUUCUCCUCUUGUUCCUUUUUGAAGUGAUGCUCGUGUGGAUCUGUCCUCUCGAGCCUCACUACAUCUCCUCCUCCUCACUGCCGCCUCCAUUCACUCCUUCAUCCGGUCAUGCAUCCCUCCAUCCGUCUCAUAAGAACACAGUCUGUGUGGUGGGUGUAAGGAGAGAGACAAUGAGAAAGGGAGAUGGGAGGGGGGACUGUACCAAAACCAAGGGUUUUCUAGACACAUUUAGCUGCCUGACACUAGAUGUGUUGUGGUGCAUUGUGGGAUCUGUUCAAACCAAGAGGAACAAAAGUAUAUGGAUGUCCCAUCUAUAGAAAUUGAUGUUGUUAUACACAGUGUGUGUGCGUGUGUGUGUGCGUGUGUGUGUGCGUGCGGAUGUCUGUUUCAUUGAAGGCAGCAAUGAUAUUUAAGAUGGUCGUCUGUUAUUAGGUGGUAUUACGAAUCUUCACUGAAAUGUAAAGACACUGAACAUUACACCACAAUCACAACUAGAACACUGGCCAUUGCUAUGACAAGGUUUACAAAUAAUGAAUGAAUUAGUGAAUGAUUCAUGAAUGAAUGAUUACAGUGGAUGACUGAAUGAUGAGCGACCGGCUGUAAGGAAGUGGAUGACUCCAGAAAGGGUGAGAACUAGUGUUUUUAUCAGCACUGAUUCUGCUUGAAGUCUGUGGUCAUCUGUUCGUUAGAGGAUGAAUGAGACUGGUACUUAAACAGUCAUUUAGGGUGUUUAUAAUGUUGACAGACUUGUUUGCAUGCUCUGCCUCUGUCGUACCACUGGACGUAAUGAGCUUCUCUGUGUGUUUAUGAAUCAAACAAGCAUAACUUCUCUUUCUCUGACAGUUCAACACUCUCCAAACUGAAAUAUGAUGCCUCUCUUAAUUGCUUUGAUGUCUAGUCCAGUCGAAACCUAUUCCAUAAAAGCUUGAAAACUUGAAGCAAACUAUGCUAUUAUAAGUUGACUGUAUUGUCUAGAAUUGAUUGUAUUGAGAUUCUUUGUUUGAUAUUCUGUGUAGCGUUUAGUCUCUGUUAGGUUUCCUGUAUGAAAAGGCCUAGAGCUCAACUCAAUAUUCAGUUGGUUUGGAGGAAAAUGUUGGUUUUGUGAGCGACAAACCCUCAGAAAGAUGGAGAGAGAGGGAGAGUAUGUGCAUUUGACUGUUUUAGUCCUGUAGGUGUUGCUGGCUAUGCUUCAGAAUAUUGAAUGUAUAUGAAGCCUACUCCUUUAAGCCUGUCAUUAUGACAUAUAUCUGUGUUUUAGGAUCUUAGUAAUAUCAGCAAACAAGGAUGGACACUAUUGAACAAAACUCCCACGUGUUCAACUGUGAGCUGGCUUGCUGCUGUUAGAAUUAUGUUGGACAAACCACUGCAGUACAUCAGAACGUUUCCAUGAUCCAGAACGGAAACGAUCACCAAAUACUGACGCGUAGUAAGAAUGUAGUGUUUUCCAGGCAGCGACUCUGUUCUGAUCAGAAUUCUCUCAUUUAGGUAUUUUUGUAUAUCUUAGAAAAAUCCUGUUUUGUUACUUUUGUAUUCAGAAGAGGAGACCUGUUCACUGACUUGUAUUUAUUUAGAUAAUUAAUAUUACGUUUUCUAACAACCAAAACAGCUAAAGAGGAACUGUCAAAGGCGGAAGAGGAAGCGAGACACCCCACUCGCAGCUUUUUUUCCCUGGUUCAAUGAAUGUCAAUUAACUAAGUAGACCAGACCGAGUUGCUAUUGCGUUGGUGUCUAUGGGAAACACCCAGUUAAGUAGACUGUAAAGUACCAUUUUUUUCAACGGUAAACAGCCUGAGUGAACUAUCUUAAUUUAGCCACCAUCUUUGCAACUGUCACGGGGAAGAGGGACAUCACGUAAAUGAAAAGAUAUAGCUUUACAAUUCUGCUUUCUGUCAAUUAAUAUACUAAGAAAUCCAAGUACAAUUGUUUCUUCUGUGUUCCUGCACUGAAAUAAUACAUGUUUCUCGCAUGAAAUAUGGGUUUGUUUUUAAAGAUACUUUGAAAGCCAUUGACUAUGGGUUAAGGUGUGACCAAAUGAAUAACUAUAGUAGAUGUUUAAUUGUUCUAAUAUAUAACUUUACUGACUUAGUAGGGCUUGAACUUUACAGCCAGCCUUUACAGUUUAACAGAAUGUGUAUUUCUCUUUUACAAUGUAUCGGCACAUGGCGUUAUGACAUCACUCAUAACUUUGACUAUAUCUAAAUCUAUGUAUACUUCUGUACACUCUUGAAUAUGUAUGUAUGUAUGUAUGUGUAUAUAUAUAUAUAUAUAUAUAUAUAUAUAUAUAUAUAUAUAUAUAUAUAUAUAUAUAUUACUGUAUAUAUAUAUAUUACUGUAUAUAUAUAUAUUACUGUAUGUAGUAAAGGUAAUUCAUGUACAGUUUUGGGGUCUUUUUCUAUACAGUUUUUAACAGAUUGAUAUCUGUAGAUAUAUGUGGAUUUUUGCCAGCCUUUCUGUAGCUAUUAAUGGCAAACAACUAACAGUACAUCUGCUUGUAAUAAAACCAAAAAUAAAA
Salmo salar (Atlantic salmon) is the source of this 8028-nucleotide messenger RNA. Lineage: Eukaryota; Metazoa; Chordata; Actinopteri; Salmoniformes; Salmonidae. The record is from RefSeq and is a predicted model, not a curated record.